Messenger RNA from Egretta garzetta (little egret), 1149 nucleotides. RefSeq names its product GTP-binding protein Di-Ras2. The record is from RefSeq and is a predicted model, not a curated record. Gene Ontology annotation, biological process: signal transduction. Gene Ontology annotation, molecular function: GTPase activity; GDP binding; GTP binding. Bases 264 to 860 code for a protein of 198 amino acids. NCBI's taxonomy places the organism in Eukaryota, Metazoa, Chordata, Aves, Pelecaniformes, Ardeidae. The transcript has a single exon. Gene Ontology annotation, cellular component: plasma membrane.
GCGGUUUGUUUUUUGUUUGUUUUUUUUUUCUCUUUAACGCGAAAAAACAGGGUGGGAGGGGAUUGACUUAUUUAAUUGCUUAUUUCAAUAACGUACCGUAAAUGUACCGAGCUGGUGUGAACGAUUUCUUUCUCUCCCCCUGCUCCUGUCGUUCCCUUUUGCCCCUCCCUUCUCCGCAGGCCACCUCUGUAAAGGUGUGUGUAAACUUGAAGAACUCGGGCUUUUUCAGUUAAAAUCUUCACCUGUAUCGCAGCACAGCAAACAUGCCUGAACAAAGCAAUGAUUACAGGGUGGUUGUGUUUGGAGCAGCAGGGGUUGGCAAAAGCUCCUUGGUCCUUCGUUUUGUAAGGGGAACUUUCAGGGAAACCUAUAUCCCCACAAUCGAAGAUACGUACCGGCAGGUAAUCAGCUGCGAUAAGAGCAUCUGCACCCUUCAGAUUACGGACACCACGGGAAGCCAUCAGUUCCCUGCUAUGCAGAGGCUGUCUAUAUCCAAAGGGCAUGCUUUCAUCUUGGUGUACUCAGUCACCAGCAGGCAGUCCAUGGAAGAUCUUCAGCCCAUCUUUGAACAGAUUUGUCAGAUUAAAGGGGACAUCCAAAAAAUCCCAAUCAUGUUGGUGGGUAACAAAAGUGACGAGACCCAGAGGGAACUGGAUGCCAGCGAGGGGCAAGCGUUAGCCAGCAAGUGGAAAUGCUCCUUUAUGGAGACCUCAGCCAAAAUGAACUACAACGUGCAGGAGCUCUUCCAGGAGCUCUUGAACCUGGAGAAGAGGAGAACUGUCAGUCUCCAGGUGGACGGAAAGAAAUCCAAGCAGCAGAAAAAGAAAGAUAAACUGCAAGGGAAGUGCUCUGUUAUGUGAUUGACUUGGGCUAGACUCGUGCCACUGCAUGGUAUAAUCGGAGCAUGGACUCCCACAGAAAAUACAUUUCUGCUGGAGGUUUCAGAUGAAUCCAUGCCUUAUAGGGCUAUUGAUUUCCUCCAAAAUCUCUGCUGGAUUGUUUUAUGUGUUGGUUUUAAAGAGGAUGGCUUUCUGCAUGUGUAUUUUUUUUUUUUAAAUAAUAAACGUUUAAUGUUAGCAAUUACAUGUGACUAGAAGUUUUUAAUGCAAGAAGUUUAGAGAAGAGAAAAAUGUCAGUCAGAAAAAAAAU